Molecule: messenger RNA, 693 nt
Organism: Arachis stenosperma
Lineage: Eukaryota; Viridiplantae; Streptophyta; Magnoliopsida; Fabales; Fabaceae
Exons: 1
Coding region: 1-693 (230 amino acids)
Source: RefSeq, a predicted model, not a curated record
AUGCUGCCAAGAGAAACCAUUCACAAGGCCAGGGUUCUGCUUCAAAAAACACUCCGAAGCUUCAAGUCUUUAGUCUCUGGAGGGUAUCAAAAACUUCCCAGAUCACUUUCCUUGAAUCCCUUCCUCCGUCGCAGUGGCAAUGCAAGAACUUAUUACUCCAGCGACCAGUUCUACAAUGAGUUCUAUGAUAUUCUGCAGUCUGAUCUCAACAGAAUACGGAUCAGGAACGAUGACAUGAGCAUGAUCCGUUCAAGAGAACCACCACCCGCGCCAGCAUCAGCAUCAGUAGUAGAAGAUGCUGCAAAAGUUGAAGAAGGAACAAGCAAGAAGCAAAGUCCAUUGAAGAAGAACAAAGGGGAGACUAAUACUACUACUACUACUACUACUACUACUCUACCAUUGAAGAAUAAGAAGGUGAAUAGUAAUAAUAACAAUGAUGCUUUGGCAAAGAAGAUGAAGGAAUUGGAGAUGAUGGAUUCGGGUGAUGUUGAACACGUGCUGGACAUAGAAGAAGCUCUCCAUUACUAUUCUCGACUCACGAGUCCUGUUUAUUUGGACAUUGUUGACAAGUUCUUCAUAGACAUGCACAAUGAGUUUAAUGUUCCAGUUCCACAACUUCCACACUCAUCUUCUGUCAGAAUCAAACGCUCAAAAUCCAAGGGAAGAUUUGGCUCCCUAUCUGGCUGUAGAUAG